Molecule: messenger RNA, 1291 nt
Organism: Tribolium madens (black flour beetle)
Lineage: Eukaryota; Metazoa; Arthropoda; Insecta; Coleoptera; Tenebrionidae
Product: lachesin-like
Exons: 6
Coding region: 172-1008 (278 amino acids)
Biological process (GO): synapse organization
Cellular component (GO): neuron projection membrane
Source: RefSeq, a predicted model, not a curated record
CUUACGCGCUUUAACAUGUCUCUUGUGCUCUUCCGCCGCGCUCGCGAUUUUCCGCCGAAAAUGUAAAAUUUUCCCAAAACUCGCAAAAUCCCAAAUUGGAAAAUAGGAUUUUCUCACUGCAAUUGACGUUGAGUGGACGAUGUGAGAGUGGAAAAGUGAUUUUUCUCAACCAUGGCCGGAAGGAUUUUUAAUCUAUGUUUGUUUUGUGCCGCCACGAGUUCAGUGAUGUGUGCCGUGCAAUCUGGGGGCGGCUCCGGCAACACCGUCUCGGACUCGUCGUCCUCCCGCGGCCCCCAUUUCGACACGGCCGCCUCCAAGAACGUCACCGCUCUCCUCGGCAAAACCGCCUACUUGAACUGCAGAGUGAAGAAUUUAGCCAACAGAACGAUGUCUCUGCAGGUGUCGUGGGUGCGGCACCGCGACGUCCAUCUCCUGACGGUCGGGAGGUACACCUACACCAGCGACCAGAGAUUCAGAGCCAUUCAUCAGCCCCAUUCCGAAGACUGGACACUUCAAAUCAAGUAUCCACAACACCGGGACUCCGGUGUCUAUGAGUGUCAGGUGUCUUCCACGCCGCAUCUCAGCCACUUUAUACACCUCACGGUCAUAGAACCAGACACGGAGAUCGUGGGCGGUCCUGAGCUGUUCAUUGAUCGAGGCAGCACCAUCAACCUUACCUGCGUGGUCCGGCACAGCCCGGAGCCUCCGGCGUACAUCUUCUGGAACCACAACGAUGCCAUAAUAAGUUACUCUUCGACGAGGGGCGGCGUCAGCGUGGCCACCGAGCGCGGCGAGACCAGCCGCAGCGUGUUGCUGAUCCAGAAGGCGCGCCCCUCCGACUCUGGCAAUUACCAGUGCAACCCCUCCAACGCCCGGACCGCCAACGUGACGGUGCACGUCCUCAACGGAGAGCACCCCGAGGCCAUGCAACACGGCGGCAAUCAGCGGAUGGGCCCCUCGUUAGGGGCGCUGGCUUUCAUCUCCUACGUUCUGUUGGUCUAUUGUUAAGUUUCGAAGAGUUUUAAAUUCCGUUUAGUCGUUGCUCUGAUGGUGUAUAAUGUCGACGUGUCUGUUAAAUGCUCUCUAUCACCGUGUAUAUUCCAUCGACGGCUACGACGCUCCUACGUCACGACGUCUUCAUCCAUGUAGACUAUUAUUGUAUAUACAGUUAUGGCAACUCGUAGAUCUAAGUCAAAAGUUGUUGGUUUAUUUUCUUAAGUUGACAAACUACACGUUUAUGUAUUAUAUACUUUUGACCGACACUACUAAUUUUAAUAAACAAUUCAAUUUU